UGCAAGUCGUCGCUGAAGACGUUGAGUUCGUCUGCCGCUGAAGAUUUGGUGUGUUCGUCCGCUGUCGUUCAAAACAGGUUCGUCCGCCGCCGCAACAAGUUCAUCUGUCACCAUUCACAUAUUCUCGUACCUAUUGCUAAUGGUACUGAGGAAAUGGAGGCUGUUAUGAUCAUUGACAUUCUUCAAAGAGCUAAAGGGAAAGUGGUGGUGGCUUCUGUUGAGGACACACUAGAGAUUCUUGCAUCACGAAAAGUUAAACUGGAGGCAGAUUUACUUCUUAACGGAGCUGCUGAACAGUCAUACGAUCUAAUUGUUUUGCCUGGAGGGCUUGGUGGCGCAGAAGCAUUUGCAAAAUCUGAAAAACUGAUUAAUUUGCUAAAAAAGCAGAGAGAAUCAAACAGACCCUAUGGAGCAAUAUGUGCAUCCCCAGCUUUGGUCUUAGAACCUCACGGCUUGCUAAAGAUUGAUAGAAGGAGCGUAUACCAAUUUGAGUUGGAUGAAGUGCGAAUGGAGCGUAUUGAUUUUUUGGGUGGCCACAUGUAA
Messenger RNA from Cucumis melo (muskmelon), 543 nucleotides. RefSeq names its product protein DJ-1 homolog B-like. NCBI's taxonomy places the organism in Eukaryota, Viridiplantae, Streptophyta, Magnoliopsida, Cucurbitales, Cucurbitaceae. Gene Ontology annotation, molecular function: protein deglycase activity. Gene Ontology annotation, biological process: protein deglycation, glyoxal removal; guanine deglycation, glyoxal removal. The transcript is spliced from 4 exons. The record is from RefSeq and is a predicted model, not a curated record. Bases 154 to 543 code for a protein of 129 amino acids. Gene Ontology annotation, cellular component: cytosol; nucleus.